Molecule: messenger RNA, 2130 nt
Organism: Hansenula ciferrii
Lineage: Eukaryota; Fungi; Ascomycota; Saccharomycetes; Phaffomycetales; Wickerhamomycetaceae
Product: Ferric reductase transmembrane component
Exons: 1
Coding region: 1-2130 (709 amino acids)
Biological process (GO): copper ion import; intracellular iron ion homeostasis; iron ion transport
Cellular component (GO): plasma membrane
Molecular function (GO): ferric-chelate reductase activity
Source: RefSeq, a predicted model, not a curated record
AUGAAGUUUUCAACUGUUGGUGGUGCUUUAGCACUUGCUUCCACUGCUUUAGCAUCUGAAGGAUUCCAUAAAUAUUCAUAUGAAGAAUACGUUGUCAUGUCAUGUAAAGGUGCUGUCUUAUCAGCUGCUACAUUUUGUGAAAAAGAUACUGUGAAAACAUAUAAAUGUGAUUGUAAAAAUAAACCAGCUUUAGGUUCUUGGAUAAAUUGUAUUUAUGAUAAAUUAGGUGAAAAUGAUAAACAUGGUGAAAAAAUCGUGGAAGAAUAUUGUUCAGAAUAUAAUGUUACCUUAGAUUCUGAAAAAUUACAAAAAGCUUAUGCAAAUGCAACAAAAUAUAUCGUUGAUACCACUAAAAUUGAUGGUUUCAACAAGACUGCUAUUUUUGAUACACCAGUUCAAUAUAACAAGAAAAAAUAUGUUAAUUAUUAUAAUUCUUAUAAAGCUAGAUGGGGUAACGUUGAAGAUACAAUGUAUUUAGGUGCUGGUUUAUUAGGUUAUUGGGCAGUUAUUUUCCUUGUUGCAACCAUUUGGAAUUUCUUGAAUAAAGUUGCAUUUAUUAACAAAGCAUUCCAUUCAAAAUUUGUUAAUACUAUAAGAUCAAAAUUAUCAUUAUCUUCAUUAUUUGCAAAUAAAAAACAUUCCACUCCUAUACAAUUCCUCAAAGUUGUUGGUGGGUUUGUACCAUUAAGAAUUGAAACAAUUGUGAUUUUCUUUUAUUUUGCCUUAUUAUUCAUCUUUUCAGGUGUUAGAUAUACUUUUGUUCAAAAUGAUACAAUUUGGAAACCAGUUGCAGCACAAGCUGCAAGAUAUCCAGGUGAUAGAACUGGUGUUUUAGCACUUUAUUCAUUACAAUUAACAUUUUUAUUUGCUGGACGUAAUAAUUUCUUAAUGUGGUUAACAGGUUGGAAACAAUCAACUUUUAUUACUUAUCAUAAAUGGAUUUCAAGAUUUAAUUUCAUUAUGGUUUUAAUUCAUGCUGGUUCUAUGCAUCAACAAUCUGUUGGUAUGGGUUAUGAUAAAUUUGUUACUAGAUUACAUACUUUUUGGUAUAGAUGGGGUAUUGUUGCAGCUGCUUUCAUGGGUGGAUUAGUUUUCACUGCAGCUUAUCAAGUUAGAAAAACUUUUUAUGAAGUUUUCCUUGGUGUUCAUAUCGUUUUUGCUGCAAUUUUCUUAGCAGCUUCAUGGAUUCAUGCAACUCAAUUUGGUUAUGAACAAUUUACUUAUGCCCUUGCAGCCAUCUGGUGUUUUGAUAGAUUUGUUAGAAUCUUAAGAUUGAUUUCAUUUGGUACUCAAGAUGCGAAAGUUACUAUAAUUUCUGAAGAAACUUUAAAAGUUGUUAUCCCAAAAAGAUCAUAUUGGAAGGCAUUCCCAGGUUCUUAUGGUUAUUUACAUUAUUUAACACCAACUACUUUCUUCCAAUCACACCCUUUUACUAUAAUUGAAACUUCAGAUAAAGAAAUUACAUUUGUCACCAAGAUUAAAGGUGGUGUUACAUCACAAAUUUAUAAUCAAUUAAAAUCAAAACCUGGUCAAACUGGUAUCAUUAAAAUCUCAGUGGAAGGUCCAUAUGGUAAUCCAACUAAUGUUACAAGAUAUGAUACUGCAUUAUUAUAUUCAGGUUCAACAGGUAUUGCAGGUCCAUAUUCACAUGCAUUAAAAUCAGUUCAAUCUGGUAAAAAUCAACAAGUUAAAUUAUAUUGGAUUAUUAGACAUUGGAGUUCAAUUGAUUGGUUUGUUGAAGAAUUGGUUAAAUUGAAAAACACUGGUGUUGAAGUUAUAAUUUAUGUUUCACAACCUGAUAGUGCAAUUGGCUCAAGAUUUAAUGGAGAUCAUUCAUCAUCAAAUGGUUCUGAUUCUGAACAAAAAUCUGAAAAAUUAAGUUCAAAUGAUGAUGAAAAAUCUGGUAAUUUAGAUUCAUUAAAGAAACAAUUAGAUUUUAUUGAAUUUAGAUAUGGUAGACCACAAAUUAAUGAAAUUGUUCAUAAUGAUUUUUCAGAAUCUCAAGGUACUAUUGGUAUUUGGACUGCUGGUCAUAAUUCAAUGGUUGAUGAUAUUAGAUCUGCUGUUGGUGAAAAUUUAAAUGUUGCUAAAGGUAGAGUUGAUUUCUUUGAUGAAUUACAAGUUUGGUAA